AUGUCGUUUCAGAGCAGAAAAAGAUUGCUAUCGAAGAUGUCCAUACUUGGUUCUCUUGGCAGUCGCAUGUUCUUUCACAAGCGCGGGGAUCGAUUGAAAAUCCCAAAGUACCAAAACACGUAUCGACUCGAAGCGUUUCGCAGCUUCAACGUCGAAGCUGUUGACGAACUGGUGAUAGAAACGAUGGAGAAUAGAUUGUCUUCGGUGACCGCGUAUCAUCCGAGUCAAUCGGGGAAACUGUGCAUGGAUAUUGGAGCUGACUUGCAGAAAGCGGUCAGCAAGAAGGAUUACGAUAGGUACAAGAUAGUGGCGCAGGUGACCAUCGUUCAACGCCUCCAUCAGAGCAUUCACGCAAGUUUUCAGUGUCUCUGGGAUGUGGAACGCGAUAAUUAUUCCUACUACGUUUUCGAAAACAACCAUAUAUACGCCUGGUGCUGUGUGUUUGGCUUGUACUACGAGUGA
Molecule: messenger RNA, 462 nt
Organism: Dufourea novaeangliae
Lineage: Eukaryota; Metazoa; Arthropoda; Insecta; Hymenoptera; Halictidae
Product: tctex1 domain-containing protein 1-like
Exons: 3
Coding region: 1-462 (153 amino acids)
Biological process (GO): microtubule-based movement
Cellular component (GO): cytoplasm; cytoplasmic dynein complex
Molecular function (GO): dynein intermediate chain binding
Source: RefSeq, a predicted model, not a curated record